Molecule: messenger RNA, 1751 nt
Organism: Monodelphis domestica (gray short-tailed opossum)
Lineage: Eukaryota; Metazoa; Chordata; Mammalia; Didelphimorphia; Didelphidae
Gene: STARD10
Product: StAR related lipid transfer domain containing 10
Cellular component (GO): microvillus; intercellular canaliculus; membrane
Molecular function (GO): lipid binding
Source: RefSeq, a predicted model, not a curated record
AGUAGGGGGUGGGGGGAGGAGGGGGCAGGGGGGCCUUCUCUCCAUCACCCAGAGCAGUGAAGACACUGAGGCAGCCCUCUCCCACCUCUGUCUGUCUGGAUGCUUGGAAAAACCCCAGCUGGAGCGGGCGCCGGCUCGGGGGCCGGGAGGGGUCCGCAGGAGGAGGGCGGCCAAGGGGCCGGGAGUCGGGAGCGCGGCUGCUUCCAAGCCCAGUCCCCUCGCCCUCCCAGAGAAGAACGGCCCCGGGUUGCUCCGGCAGCGGCAACAGAGGCGGAGGCUCUUGCACCCCGGGCCCGGGCGGGGGCGGUCGCCGGAGCAGCCCUCCCUCUAGGAACCUCCUCUGUCCUCACCAUCUUCGAGUCCCCUCAGUCUCUGAUGCUCCCUCUGAAUCUCUCCCUUGCUGACCUCGACAAGUUUCCAGCUCUGCCUGUUCCUGAGGCCCCGGGGCAGCUCUUACUUACCUCGCUCCUGGAUCUCCUCUGUCCCAAAGGUCCGGGGAAGGCUGAGUCAGCCUUGGCAGAGGCUUCUGCCCUGGUGAGGACCCUGGCCCUGGAGAACCCCCCCUUCAGAUACCCCCUUCUCCAUGGAGUCCUCAGACCCUGAUGGACCCCAGGCCCCCCGACCAGCACUGGGCAGAGACAGCGUGCAAGUGCCGGAUGACCAUGACUUCCAGAACUUCAGAGCUGAGUGUGAGGCUGAAGCAGGCUGGAACCUGACCUACAGCAAGGGCGGCCUGGGGGUGUGGGUGCAGGCUGUGGAGCUAGACCGGCCCCUUCACAAGAUCAAGUGCCGGAUGGAGUGCCGAGACGUGCCAGCUGAGACAGUCUAUGAUGUACUACAUGACAUUGAGUACCGGAAGAAGUGGGACAGCAAUGUGAUUGAGACCUUCGACAUUGCCCGCCUGACUGUGAAUGCCGAUGUGGGCUACUACUCCUGGAGAUGUCCAAAACCCCUGAAGAACCGUGACGUUAUCACCCUCCGAUCCUGGCUGCCCAUGGGAGCCGAUUACAUCAUCAUGAACUACUCGGUCAAGCACCCAAAAUACCCACCCCGAAAAGAUCUGGUCCGAGCGGUGUCCAUCCAGACGGGCUACCUCAUCCAGAGCACGGGCCCCAAGAACUCUGUCAUCACCUACCUGGCCCAGGUAGACCCCAAAGGUUCCUUACCCAAGUGGGUAGUGAAUAAAUCAUCUCAGUUCUUGGCUCCCAAGGCAAUGAAGAAGAUGUACAAGGCAUGCAUGAAAUAUCCAGAAUGGAAACAGAAGCAUCAGCCUCACUUCAAGCCAUGGCUGCAUCCAGAGCAGAGCCCCCUGCCCAGCGUGGCGCUGUCAGAGCUCUCUGUCCAGCACGCUGACUCCCUGGAGAACAUCGAUGAAAGCACUGUGGCCGAGAGCCGGGACGAGCGGGGGGCAGGAGGGGAAGGCAGUGAUGACGACUCCUCUCUUAACUGAGGGACCCCUCAGAAUGCUGGGGAACCCCAGGCCAGGCUUUCCCUGCCCUGCUAGACGGGAGGGGAGGAGGAGAGGGCUGGGACCUAGACCGAGCUACUUUAUGUCCUCCUCCUUCCCCUGAGAAGGGGAUAGGGCAUCUGGCGAGUUGUCCCCCUGCCUUGGGUGGUGAUGACAACCCCUGGGGGGUACCUCCCUCCCCCAACCCAGGCUGGUCCCUUUCUCCCAGGGCAGGGGUGAGAAAUGGGAGGUGGGGCAGAUUUUGUAUAGAAAUAGCCCCCAAUAAACUGAUACAACAGCCACA